ACGCUAUAAAAGGCUCCAGGCGGCGAACAGAGAUGCACAGCAAUCUGGGGCUCUCCAGGGAAUCCUCCUGCUCCGGUUGGGACCAUGGGAAAGAGAGUGGCUGUGGUGCUGGCUGGCUGUGGGGUGUACGACGGGAGCGAGAUCCACGAGUCUUCUGCCGUGCUGGUGCAUCUCAGCAGGGAGGGGGCACAGGCAGAGGUUUAUGCUCCUGAUGUUGACCAGAUGCAUGUGGUGGACCAUGUGAAAGGACAGCCAACUCAGGAGAAGCGCAACGUGCUAGUUGAAAGUGCCAGAAUAGCCAGAGGCAACAUCAAGGAUCUAGCAAAGCUGGAUGUCAAGGGGCUGGAUGCCCUAAUCAUACCAGGUGGCUUUGGAGUGGCUAAGAACCUGAGUACCUGGGCCACCCAAGGCAAGAACUGCAUCAUCUCCAAAGAGGUGGAGGAUGUCCUGAAGGCAUUCCACGCUGCCAAAAAGCCCAUUGGCCUGUGCUGCAUUUCCCCAGUGCUGGCAGCCAAAAUCUUCCCAGGCUGCGAGCUGACUGUGGGUCAUGACACAGAGUGUGAGAAAUGGCCUUAUGCAAAGACUGCUGAGACCAUGAAGGAGCUUGGCUGCAAGCAUGUGAACAAACACGUCACUGAAAUCCACGUGGAUGUGAAGAACAAGCUGGUGACCACGAGCGCCUUCAUGUGCAAUGCCCCCAUUCAUGAGAUCUAUGAUGGCAUCGGAAAAAUGGUCAAAGAAGUGGUCAGACUUGCCUGAACACCACAGAGCCACAGAAUCCACCUCCUCCGGAGUGCAGGCACCGAGCCUCAGAUAACGUUCUUCCCCUUUUACACCCACACGUCAACAGGCAAACUGCCACUCAGACAGAGUUCUUCCCCCGCACCGGACCACUGGUGGCUGCUGAGGAGGGAGAACUCUGGAACAAUGGAAGCGUUGUCGUGUUCUGCCAAGGAGACGCCACUUACUGCCAGCAAACUGGCAGUAACUGGAGUGUGGGCACACACCGAGCUGGCAUGCAGAAGCCAGCGGGGCUUCCAUGGGGCUCAGACACAGCCGUUGUCUUUGGUUCUGAGUGGCUGAGGAGUUGCCUGGGUCAUGUCAGCCAUGACUGGGCUGACCUGCCAUGUGCAUAUCAUGUGGCAACAGGGAUUGGUCCCGCUCUAACAUUCCUUACACAUCCAUCUUUGACAGUACUUCAAAGCUCCCCACCUCACCAAAGAGAUGAAUUAGUGGCAAAAGGAAGGAACACGGUUCUGCUACAGAAUAAAACCUGACACUUUUUACACGA
Messenger RNA from Chroicocephalus ridibundus (black-headed gull), 1291 nucleotides. Its product is annotated as glutamine amidotransferase-like class 1 domain-containing protein 3, mitochondrial. The transcript is spliced from 4 exons. Bases 85 to 759 code for a protein of 224 amino acids. Lineage: Eukaryota; Metazoa; Chordata; Aves; Charadriiformes; Laridae. The record is from RefSeq and is a predicted model, not a curated record.